Molecule: messenger RNA, 1369 nt
Organism: Carassius carassius (crucian carp)
Lineage: Eukaryota; Metazoa; Chordata; Actinopteri; Cypriniformes; Cyprinidae
Gene: rrs1
Product: ribosome biogenesis regulator 1 homolog
Exons: 1
Coding region: 45-1079 (344 amino acids)
Biological process (GO): ribosomal large subunit biogenesis; ribosome biogenesis; endonucleolytic cleavage in ITS1 to separate SSU-rRNA from 5.8S rRNA and LSU-rRNA from tricistronic rRNA transcript (SSU-rRNA, 5.8S rRNA, LSU-rRNA)
Cellular component (GO): nucleus; nucleolus; preribosome, large subunit precursor
Molecular function (GO): protein binding
Source: RefSeq, a predicted model, not a curated record
CGGCAGCACAUGUUGGUAAACCACGUUGUGUCUUUAGAACCAAAAUGGCUUCGUGCAGCGUUGAAGACGUGCUCGCUAAAGCCGAAAGAGACGAGGCUGAAAAACUAAAAGGUAUUACAGUAAGCAAAGAGUUAGACCUUGAAUUUGACCCGGGUAAUUUGCUUGCGUUUGAUAAGAACCGGGUAGAUACUCGGGAAUUUAAAGACGGCAAACGGGAAGACUUUCUCCGCUCACUGGCGAGAGAUAACACUCAACUCCUCAUCAACGAGGUAUGGAAACUUCCAACAGAAAGAGUUGAAGAAGUCAUCGUCGCCAAGCUACCAGAGCCAACCACUCUAUUACCCAGAGAAAAGCCUGCUCCAAAACCAAAGCCUCCUACAAAAUGGGAACAGUUUGCCAAACUGAAAGGCAUUCAGAAGAAAAAGAAGACCAACUUGGUCUGGGAUGAAGUCCAUAAGGAAUGGAAGAGGCGAUGGGGAUACAAACGUGCCAAAGAUGACACCAAGGAAUGGUUGAUCGAGGUCCCAGAGAAAGCAGAUCCCAAUGAGGACCAGUUUGCUAAAAAGAAUAAAGCCAAGAAAGAGCGAGUGGCCAGGAAUGAGUACAACAGACUCAAGAACAUCGCCAGAGCUCAGAAGAUCAAGGUGCCAGGCAUGGGACUCGCACCCACCCCUCAGCAGUCCAAAGUAGAGCUGGCACAGGCGGUCAAUAUCGCCAAGAUCUCCACGGCCUCUGUUGGGAAAUUCCAGGACAACCUGCCCAAGGAGAAGAAGCCUAAAAAUACUGGGAAAAAGAGAAAGUUCCAGCCUCUUAUUGGUGACUUUAGUAGUGAGAAACAGAAACAGCUGGAUUUACUGAAAGUGAUGGACAGUAAGAAGCCACGACUUGACAUCACCAAAGCUGUGAAUAAGCAAAUGAGGGAAGAGGAUAUGGAAGCGAGGCAAAAGAAUAAGAAAGACUUUGGAAAGAAGGGACAACGGGGAAAGAUGUCUGGUAAAGGAAAAGGAAAGGCUGGUGGAAAGGGAAAGGGUCCUAAAGGCAAAGGACGGAAACCUCAAAUGAAGCAAGGAAAGAGAUAGAAUCUUCAGCAGUGUGUGCUGCUUAUAUAUAUUGUAAAAUCCUAUAUAUAUUGUAUACGUGAUGUUGACCUGUCAUGUGUCUCAUAGAGCCAUAACUUUUAGUGCUGGUUUGAUUCUGUACAAUAUGUGGUUGCACUCUGGUGUUCAGACUUUUACAGUGUUUAUAAAUAGCUUGGAUGUAAUGCUGGACUGAAAAUAAUUGGGAUUUGUUUUUUACACAAAUCUUUGAUUUAAUAUUGACAACUGUUAUUCACAUAAGUGAUUUCACAAUAAAUUCAAAUCAUCUCUGG